Messenger RNA from Gadus morhua (Atlantic cod), 2426 nucleotides. Its product is annotated as centrosome-associated protein CEP250. NCBI's taxonomy places the organism in Eukaryota, Metazoa, Chordata, Actinopteri, Gadiformes, Gadidae. The record is from RefSeq and is a predicted model, not a curated record. The coding region runs from base 43 to 2157 and encodes 704 amino acids. The transcript is spliced from 18 exons.
AGCCCUCAAGCAUCCUGGCCCCAUCCCGCACUCUGAAACAACAUGUGGGCCGACGAAGACCGCAGCCUGUCCUACACCAGGAGCAGGAAUGACUGGGAGUCCAGCUUCUCCAAGAGCUCCACGCGCUCCUUCAAACCUACCGGCCGGCUGGCCCUCGCAGAUCUGGAUGUAUGGGACGAUGCGUGUCUAUUUAAAGCCCAGUCUUCAGCACAUAGUGGCAUGGCUGCUGUCUCUGGGUUAGGGCUUCUGUCGAACCACUGCAGCCCUUUCACCAGCACUGUUGGUUUUGGACCGACGCUGCCAAACAUGAGGCAGUGGAUGUCCUCGUCAGACCUGGCUCCAGAGCUCAUCCCCGGCUUCCCCCUGGACCAGUCGCGGGCGGGGGAGCUCCACUCCGCCCAGGGAGAACGGGGCUCCAGGCGGGCGGAGCUGGUGCACAGGCUGCAGGAGGCCCAGCAGCGUCUGGAAGACACAAACGACCUCAUGAAGAGCAGAGGCCAACCACGGCCCAGCAUUAAGACUACAGCACAACUCCUGGACAUGAAACAGAAGGCAAACCUCCAGCAGCAUGCCCAGGGUGUGCGCCUGAGGCAGCAAGGGAAGGCUCAGUACAACGGGGAGGCGUUUGCUGAGCUCCGUGAGCAGGAGAACCAGGCCCAGGACAGCGCCCUGAUCAGGGAGGCCUUGAAAUCCGUCAAAGAGGUCAACGAAACAUUGAGAAGUGAACUCAAGGUGGUCAAGCAAAGCCUGGAAACGUCCCAGGCUCAGCUCGGUGAGCUCAGGGCGGAGAGAGAUACUCAGGCCUGUCAGAUGUCUGCACUCAAGGCCCAAUGCACCCAGCUGAUUCAGGAGAAGGAGGAGAUGCUGGGCGACCGUAAUACACGUGGACGAGAGGAGGAGCUAGCAGAGUGGACGGAAGAGCGCCGAAAGCUCAGGGAAACUUUGGAUGCUUUGCAUGCAGACCACCAGAGGCUCCAGGACCGCUGUCUGUGUUUGGAGUCUGCGGUCCUGGCGAAGGAGGAGGAGCUCUGCGUGAAGGCGCAGGAGUUUCGUGAGCAGGAGUCUGAGAGACUCAGUGGCGAGGAGGAGCUCAGGGCCUCGGCCUCGUUCUGGAACGAGAAAUGGCAGGCGGCUACGCUUAGUCUGAGCUCCACACAGAGGGAGUUAGAGGCCAUGAAACAGCAGGACCCUGGACACAAGCUCCUGGAGGAAGCUACGAGACUGGCUGCUGAGGUUCAAGGACUUCAAACUGAGCAGGAUAGAGACAAAGAAGAAAUUAAGGCGCUGCUUCUGCACAAAGCAAACCUUGAGGCAGAACUUAAAAGGACGAAGAGGGAGACUAACUCAAUACUGCGUGUUGAACUGGACGCAUGCAAACAACAACUGGAACUGGAAAAGAACAGGAACAAGGAGCUGGUUCACACACAGAGGGGUGAACGCCCAGUUGGUGAGGCUGUGCAGACAGUAGACAAAGAGACGAUGACGAUAUUCAGCAUGCCACCCAAGAUGGGGCAGCCAAUGAUGCACCCCGAUGGAAGGCUGAAUGAUCCUUCACCGAAGAUGAGUGGUCAUCUAGACCGGAGGAUGCCAGCACAGGAGAAUGUUAAUUUGGAAAGCAUUGGGGCUUUAAGUAUGGCCCAACAGCUGGCAAACAUGCAGGUGGAACUGAAGGAAAAGGAGCAUGCUUUGGAUGUCCAAGAAAUACUGAGAGAGGCAGAGCAGUCGGAGGCCGAAAGUACGAUUUCUGCAUUGAAACUGAAGCUUGUGAAGUUGAACGCUGUUCAGGGGUUACAAACACUCAACCAAGUUCACUCGGAUACCGAUGAUAGAACAUCUUCAGAGAGACAGAACACGAAACCGAUCAGUCAAGUGGACCACGACAGGCAGCGCAGAAUGGUCACUGAGCAGUUAAAAAACCUCUUCAAAGAGAGGAAAGACUCGGGGAAGGCCUGUGACAGUCAACCUGCGGUUCAAACCCACGUGUGUCCACAACAAGAGUUGGCAACCAAGUCCCAAGCCAUCAAGAGUCAACGACAACAGGAGCUACUGAGGUGUAGAAAUGAGCUUUAUGGCUCAGGCCUUGCGCCUGUAUCUGAGGAGGAUGAGGAAGAUGAGGAGGAGGAGGAGAAGAAAGAUACACAGCAAGAGCAAGGAUGAACCGGCCUAGUGCACUCCACAACCAGAGCAGCUGGGUGGAAAUACUUUGAAUAUAAAGUUGAUUGGAGGAUGGCUGAAUUCAUGAUCAUGAUGUCACAUUUCCUGUCAAACUUCUUCACGACCAUUCAUUAUGUCUCUCUCUCUCUCUUUCUCUUUCCGACACCACAUCCCUUAGUGAUAAGUUAGUGCAUCUGUAGGCUGUAACUGUGACUGUAACCAACACACACACACACACACACACACACACACACACACACACACACACACAC